Cuscuta epithymum is the source of this 1715-nucleotide messenger RNA. The record is from the annotation of a GenBank genome assembly. Lineage: Eukaryota; Viridiplantae; Streptophyta; Magnoliopsida; Solanales; Convolvulaceae.
AGGGAGUAAUUAUUACUGAAAAGAAAAUGAUAAAGGCGUGGUGCAGUUCGGUGAAUACCUUGCGAAUUACCCGUUAACUCCCGGCUGCCACACACGUAGAGGAAACUAUGGAAGAGCUGCAGAAGCUCCAGAAGCUGCAUAGCAUGAUUGAAACAAUGCAAUCUUUCGGAAUAAUCGGCUCUCCCGAAAAACACGAUUCCAACUCUCUUCGCUUUCUCGCCAACUUCGCCCUCCUCUUGGUCGAAGAAGGAUGCGAGCUUGAUAUUGAUACGAAAUGCCUACUCAUUCUUCAACACCUUCCAAGGUUCUCUCCCGAGUUCUUUGAGGAAGCAUCAAAGUGCAUCUCUGGGGAAGGUUCUCUUCCGAAGCCAAUGGCUCAAGACAUCCAAAAUUCUGCGUCCAUUUGCUCUAAUGAUGAGAAGGUGGGCCCCGAUCAGAAACAAUGGGAUUUCAGAGAUGUUGCUCUAAUCAGUAUGGAUGACAUUCUACAUGCUAACUCUACAUUAGAAGACUUUUGUAGGUCAUACUUUAUGUUUCACGGAAUUGAUGCACACCAGCCUCAAUCGAUAUUCAAAUACCUACCAAUUCUAUCAUUCACUGAAAGUUUUAUCUAUCAGUUGGAUAAAUUAAAUGAAAAGUUUCUGCGGCCAUCAUGGAGGCAGAAUACCAUUUUAUGCAACAAACCUUGUGGGGGAGGUGAUCAAAGCUUGCCUCUAAAACCUGUCAGCAUCACAUCUGAUGCAUUUGGGCCACUAGUUAACAUUCUUGAUCUUCAAGGGCUUUUGACAGAUAGGAUAAGUGAAGAAUUUAGGAACGGAAUUAAGUACUGGUCCCUUGAAAGGAAGCUAUGCAAUGCCCUUGCAAGCAAAUUGCAGGUAUCUGUUACCGAUGUCAUGCGGGCUAUUCAAUUGAAGUCAUUUGAUUAUCGAGUGCUGAGUCUUUUACUGUAUCAACUGCGUGGAGAAAAGGUGAAUGAGUUGCAUAUGGAGUUCUUGUCGAUUUCGGAGUUCCUUGUAGAGAUAUCUGAUGACCUUGGAUGAUGUCGUCCUAGGUUUGAUUAUGAGGUUAGUUGUUUUGCUUUUACAUCUUUUAGUAUAUUUGAUACAGAACUAUCUAACAUGGUACACAAGUUUUUUCCUUUGUAGGAUGAUGUCUUACAAAACAGUUUCAAUAUAUUGCGGAUGUUUGUCCAAAUUUAUGGAGCUACUGCUGCACCACCGAUCCUGGCAAAACACAUUACAGAAGCAGAAGCAAAGUAUAGCAGCCUUUUGGAAGCUUUAGGGCCUGAAUUAUCUGUAGGCUAUCAAAAAAGAUGUGAAGAAGCUACUAAAGAAGGCGGGAAGAAAGGCGGCCCCCCUCUAGGAACAUGGUGCAUACCUCAUGUCAUUGAAGAUGAGGAUCUGUAUAGGUCCACUGUUUCAAGUCCCAAGCCUUAACAGCAACACCAAGGUGUCACAGUUGAACGGCUUGCACCAAUAUUUGCAUCAUGAUCAACCACCAUGUUUAGCGUGAGAUAUGACAAAUCGAGAAUUAUUUCAUAUUUAGAUUUUUUCUUUGCACUUUAUGCUCAAAUAAAACAAUUUGACUGCUGGUAAAAAAGAUCCACAUUAUUAUAGAAUUGCAGAAAUUAAAGUUCACCGUUGUUCAUAAUAAAGUUUAAUUAAAAGUAGGGGUGAACCCGGUCCGCUAGAACUGAAGCCCGGAACCAAACUGAC